AGCAACUUUUGUUCGCGCGAGGGACGAAAAGCAUUCGAAGCUGAGCGAUCUCUGAACAAUGACAAACAUGAUCCUCAACCUUUCAAUGGACUGUUUGGCAUGAUUUUUUGAGCUGUCAUCAUGGGAGCUGGUGCUAGUACGCCGUCUUCGACGGAGAGCACUGCCGCUCCGCCAGCGGCAUCGUGUCCUGUCGACCACAAAGCGCGCGAAGUCUGGCUCUCAAAAAGCCAGGCAUCAAGUCCUCCUCCACGCCCCAACCCCGAGGAAGUUCCAUCGUGCCCGGUCGAUCAUAAGGCCCGUGCCGCCUGGCUUUCAACAUCCGAAAAAUCCACGAAUCCCACCCCAGACCCGUCGUCCACUGACUCAAAUGCACCACAAGUGAAGCUCCACAGACCCCUUUCCACAGACAGGGAGGUUAGCAGUAUCCCACGAGCCUUAUCCGGCCAUUCUGAACAAAAACCGCCAUCUCAACCUCCUUCGCCAUAUGCCCAGCAGUCAUCUUCAGCUGCGUCACACUCUGCUCCUUCAAAUUCCGAAAGUGAAACAGGCCAUGAUCAAACCACGGGCAACUGGGUCUAUCCGUCUGAACGCCAGUUUUUUGAAGCCUUAAUGCGCAAAGGAACUCCCACGUCUACAACCUCCGCCAAAGAACUUGCUACUUCUGUAGCAUCAAUAAUACCAAUCCACAAUGCCGUCAACGAACGGGCUUGGUUAGAAAUCCUCUCAUGGGAAUCUCGGGCACCUACUUCGGACCCGGGAAGUCGAAAAUGUGGUGGUCCAAAAUUAUAUUCAUUCCGAGGAUUGGGCACGGAAACUCAAUUUUUGAGCCCGAGAGCGAGAUUAAAUGGCUUAUUAGGCUACCAGCUUCCAUUUGACCGCCAUGAUUGGGUGGUAGAGAGAUGCGGUGGUGAAAGAGUCGAAUACGUUAUCGACUUUUACCAGGGGAAAUCUGGGGGCGGCUUAGGAUUGGGUACUAGUGGUCCAGACGGAAAGCUGAGUUUUUACCUGGAUGUCCGCCCAAAGCUGAACUCAUUGGAAGGGUGGAAAAUGAGGAUUGGCCGUUUUUUGGGGCUAUCAUGAAUAUCCCAGUGGCUAUAUCCUCGCAGCAGAAAGUCACUGCUCAUGACAUAAAACAAAGCAUGUAUGAUUAUUAUUUAUUAUUAUGAGAAACUAGGAAAGAUAUUGUAUGAUAUGUAACACCAAAUGUAUAGAGAAUUUCGACCAAUCAUAACAAUACACUGCUAUUAUCAUAAGCUGA
Molecule: messenger RNA, 1258 nt
Organism: Coccidioides immitis RS
Lineage: Eukaryota; Fungi; Ascomycota; Eurotiomycetes; Onygenales; Onygenaceae
Product: cytochrome c1 heme lyase
Exons: 1
Coding region: 121-1080 (319 amino acids)
Biological process (GO): cytochrome c-heme linkage
Cellular component (GO): mitochondrion
Molecular function (GO): holocytochrome-c synthase activity
Source: RefSeq, a predicted model, not a curated record